GCGCCGAGGGGCAGCGGCGGCGUGAGGGGAGCGGGAACGGUGAGACGGGAAUGGGAACGGAGAUGACUCCAAACAAGAGCCCGGACACGUCGGUGCUGGAGCUGGCCGUGAGGCUGAGGAAACAGGCCGAGUCCAGGAAGGUGGUGCUGGCCUGGGGGCUCCUCAACAUCUCCCUGGCCGGGCUCAUCUACACGGAAAUGACUGGGAAGCUCCUGAGCACCUAUUACAACAUCAGCUGCUUCCCUCUGUGGUACAUUGAGUUCGCCUUGGCCUCGCUGUUCAGCCUCAACGCCCUCUUCGAUUUCUGGCGCUACUUCACCUCGGCGGCGGCGCCGGCGGGGCCGGGCGGGACCCCCAGCCCGCAGGUCCUGGGCUGGCUGCGCAGGGCAGCCGUGCAGGUCACCCCCCCUCGGGAUCCAUCAGCCAAGCGGGUGCUGUCCCUGCCGCCGUCCCCCCCGAUCCAGGGGCAGUGUGUGCUCAGCUACAGCCCCUCCCGCUCCCCCAGCGCCAGCCCCAAGUUCUCCUCGGGAUGUGUGAGUGGAUUCAGCCCCCAGCUCCAGGCCUUGGCCAGCCCUUCCCACGCCGGCUCCGUCUCCUACUCCCCCGGCAGCACCUACGGCAAGGUUUCCAGCUUCAGCCACUCUCCCAACGGAUCCCCCUAUUCCCCGGGAGCGGCGGACGGCGGCGGGAUGAGGUCCCACUACCGGUUCUCCCCCAUCCUGUACAACAACAACACCCACAAGGAUGACUACAUCACUGAUGUCAAAUCCCUGGACACCUUCCUGAGGAACGAGGAGGAGAAACAGCACAGAGUCCAGCUGGGGAGCUCCGACUCCAGCUCCCCUUCCAGCAGCCCAACCUUCUGGAAUUACAGCCGCUCCAUGGCAGACCACGCCCAGAUCCUGAGGAAAUUCCAGUACCAGCUGGCCUGCAGGUCCCAGGCUCCGUCAGCACACAAGGAUGAGGCAGAUCUGAGCUCCAAACAGGCAGCAGAGGAGGUCUGGGCGCGGGUGACGAUGAACAGGCAGCUCCUGGAUCACAUGGAUUCCUGGACAGCCAAGUUCAGGAAUUGGAUCAACGACACCAUCCUGGUGCCCCUGGUGGAGGAGAUGGAGUCGGUGAGCACCCAGCUGAGGAGGAUGGGCUGCCCCGAGCUGCAGAUCGGAGAGGCCAGCAUCAGCAGCCUGAAGCAGGCAGCCCUGGUGAAAGCUCCUCUCAUCCCCACCCUCAACGCCCUGGUGCAGUACCUGGAUCUCACCCCAAACCAGGAAUACCUGGUGGAAAGGAUCAGAGAGCUUUCCCAGGGCGGCUGCAUGAGCUCCUUCCGAUGGAACGGAGGAGGAGACUUCAAGGGACGCAAGUGGGACACGGACCUGCCCACGGACUCCUCGAUCCUGAUGCACGUGUUCUGCACCUACCUGGACUCCAGGCUCCCUCCUCACCCCAAGUACCCCGACGGCAAAACCUUCACUUCCCAGCACUUCAUCCAGAGCCCGGAUAAACCAGACACUUCCAACGAGAACCUGUUCUGCAUCUACCAGAGCAGCAUCAACCCGCCCCACUACGAGCUCAUCUACGAGUGCCACGUCUACAGCCUGCCCAAGGGCAGGAAUAACAUGUUCCACACCCUGCUCAUGUUCCUGUACAUCAUCAAGACCAAGGAAUCCGGGAUGCUGGGGCGUGUCAAUCUGGGAUUGUCGGGAGUCAACAUCCUGUGGAUCUUCGGGGAGUGACCCAUCCCUGCUCCGAGACAUCCACGGUUUUGGGUUAAACCCGGAUCAUUUAAGCUCAGCUUAGUGCACAGAGCGGGGAAUUGUCUGGAAUUCCUGCGUGGAUUUCUUCCCGAGGCAUCCCAUGGAAUAUUUCACCUGGGAACGAGCUCCAGGCAGGAUUAGGAUUCUCCUUCCCGCUCCUCACCUCAACAGCCCAGCUUAAACUGAGCUUAACUGAUCCAGACUAAACCUGUGAGGGUCGUGCACAGCC
This is a messenger RNA of Pipra filicauda (Wire-tailed manakin), 1983 nucleotides long. It is a transcript of the gene TMEM209, whose product is annotated as transmembrane protein 209. The coding region runs from base 51 to 1733 and encodes 560 amino acids. The record is from RefSeq and is a predicted model, not a curated record. Gene Ontology annotation, cellular component: membrane. The transcript is spliced from 15 exons. Lineage: Eukaryota; Metazoa; Chordata; Aves; Passeriformes; Pipridae.